CUUGAUUAGGAUGAAAUGCUUUCCAGCCCAAGUAAUACCUAAGCCUCAUCCUGGAUUAGAGAUUUACAGAUUACUGACAAGUGUUGCUCGCUCAAGUACUCAGCCUGAAGUCAACCAUAACAACUCAAUAUGGCUCACUAUCGUAUUAUAAUCUGGAAUAAUGAACAGAAACUUGCCUUGUAUGGACUAUCUUGAGGAACAGGUGUAAAGAAGAGAAACAAAAAAGAGGACUAUUGGUUAUGGACAGGGCUGAUGCAUUGCUGAGACUACUGUUCGAUUGGCAUGCUGAUAAGACAGAGACGCAUCACCUGAGAAGCAUCCGAGGUUUAUUAAUCAAGUAGUGCAGCAAUGAAUGAAUCUCCAGAAAUAACAUCGCUGUCAUUGGACAUGUGUCCACCAUCUCCCUCUUGGAAGUCCCACAAUCCUGGCUGGAUGCCCUGCUCAACUCAUAAGACCCUCACCCAGUCCGUGAUGUCAUCACCCAAAUUCUGUCAGAAAGCUUCAAUAGCUUGCUUAGCAGAGGAAUUCUUUUGGAUUGGUGGAAGCCUUGUUGCAACACCGACAUGGAGAAUAGGUCAAAUUGUUGAGAAGUGCAUAUGCACUAUGCAGAAAGGCACACAGAUGAUCAAACUCAAAGGAAAGUCCAAAACACUUGUACGUGUUUACAACUUGGAUGAACACAGGUCUUGUAUCCGCUGGAGGCCAUCCAGGAAGAACGUGAAAGCCAAAAUCACUAUAGAUUCUAUCCAUAAAGUUUGUGAAGGUAAAAAUACAGAGGUCUUCCAGCACUUCUCUGGUAGUCACUUUGAUCCUAACUGCUGCCUCAGUAUUUACCACGGUAUCCAUAUGGAAUCCCUUGACCUGGUGACCACAAAUGCUGAGGAGGCACGUACCUGGAUCACUGGCCUUAAAUACCUUAUGGCAGGCAUCAGUAAUGAGAACAGUCUCACAAAGAGACAACGAACUCAAGAUCAAUGGUUGAGGCAGACCUUUUCAGAAGCAGACAGAAACGGCAGUGGGAAACUGAGUAUUCGAGAAGUCCUGCAACUUCUCCACAAGCUCAACGUCAAACUUCCUAGGCAGAAAGUCAUGGAAAUGUUUAAGGAGGCUGAAACAAAUCAUAACCAGGGAUCUUUAAAAUUUGAAGACUUUUACACCUUGUAUAAGAUGAUUUCAGCCCGCCAGGAGCUUCAGUUAAUAAUGCUCACCUUCAGCCACUACAAAGACCACAUGGACAUCUAUGACCUUAUCGGCUUCCUAGAGAGUGAGCAGAAGAUGGUGAAUGUGUCAAGGGAAUACUGCCAAAUGAUUGUGAACCACUUUGAGGCACGCCCUGAAAAUCAAGUACAGAUGGUUUUGGGAAUCGAUGGCUUUACCAACUACAUGAUGAGUCCAGCAGGAGACAUCUUUAACCCAGAGCACUACAAGGUGAACCAGGACAUGACACAGCCUCUGACAAACUACUACAUUGCUUCCUCUCACAACACGUACCUGACAGGAGAUCAGCUGCUCUCACAAUCACGGGUGGAUAUGUAUGCCUACGUGCUGCAGGCUGGCUGCCGCUGUGUGGAAGUUGACUGCUGGGAUGGUCCGGAUGGAGAGCCAAUUGUGCAUCAUGGCUACACUUUUACUUCAAAAAUCCUCUUCAGAAAUGUUGUUGAGACAAUCAAUAAAUAUGCCUUUGCAAAAAGCCAAUACCCUGUGAUAUUAUCCAUAGAGAAUCAUUGCACUGUGCCUCAGCAGAAAAAGAUGGCUCAGUAUCUCAUUGAAGUGCUGCAGGACAAGCUGGACUUGUCAAACAUUAAUGUGAAUGAAAUGCAACAACUUCCUUCACCUGAGGUCCUCAAAGGGAAAAUUCUUGUCAAGGGUAAGAAGCUGCCCUCCAAUAUUGAUGCUAAUGCCGAAGAGGGGGAUGUGUCUGUGUCUGAUGAAGACAGCAGAGAUGAGGGUAGUGCUAGAGAAGAAGACACUGGUGAGGAAUUAAAGAAACACUUGAGGAAAUCUUUCAUGGGCAGCUUCAGAUGCAAGAAACAAAAAUGUAUGAAAUUGGAAGAGAGUGACUCGGACACAGAUGAGGAUAUUCCCAAAUAUAAUCAAAACAAAGUUAUCAACUAUGGCAAACGGAGGAAAACAAUGAGGCUUGCUCGGGCCCUCUCAGACCUGGUGAAAUACACAAAAUCAGUGCAAGUCCAUGAUAUUGAAACUCAAGCAUAUUUGUCCAGCUGGCAAGUGUCAUCCUUAAAUGAAAGCAUAGCCAACCAGAUCAUGGAGUUUAAGCCAGGCCAGUUAGUAUGUUUCAACCAGCGGCAACUUCUCCGCAUCUAUCCUUCUAACUACCGCAUUGACUCCAGCAACUUCAACCCUCAGCCAUUCUGGAACACAGGAUGCCAUUUGGUCGCACUUAACUACCAAACAGAAAGCCGCAUGCUGCAACUUAACAGAGCCAAAUUUGCUGCCAAUGGAAAUUGUGGAUAUGUACUGAAACCUAAAUGCAUGUGGAGAGGUGCCUUUAACCCAAUGCUGAGUGACCCAUUACCUGAACACAGAAAAACCCAGUUAGUGCUGAAAAUAAUUAGUGGCCAGCAGCUACCAAAACCAAAAUACUUCAUCUUAGGGGACAGAAGAGAGAUCAUAGAUCCCUUUGUUGAAGUUGAGAUUAUUGGUCUGCCUGUUGAUUGCCAAAAGAAGCAAACAAGGAUAAUAGAGGACAAUGGUUUCAACCCCAUGUGGGAGGAGACCUUGGUGUUUAUCCUCCAAAUGCCUAAAAUUGCUCUUGUGCGCUUUAUGGUUUGGAAUGCCAAUCCAAUCUGGCGAGACUUCAUCGGGCAAAGAACAAUAGCUUUUAUGAGCAUUAUGCCUGGAUAUCGUCAUGUCUAUUUAGAGGGUAUGGAGGAGGCAUCAAUCUUUGUUCAUGUUGCUAUCAAUGCCAUCACUGAAAAGGUGGGUGUUAGCAUUUAGUCAAACUCAACCUUCACCAUCUCCUGUGUUCCCUGUUUUUGUCAUUUAGAGGUUUUGACAUCAAUAUAUUAAUGCACUAAGAAGAAAAUCAUAGGUGCCACAACUCCAGUCCAGAAGACCCUUACUGUUAUGAGCAGACAUGUUCUACACAACCAAAGUGAAUCAUCUCCCUAAGAAUCACCACUGAAGAGUAGUCGAUCAUAUGGCAACUCAAGACAAGGCUCUUCUUCUCUAACAACCCCUUGUCAUAACUUCUGAACAGAUGUAGCAUUGAAAUAGUCUCUAAUCCUAAACCAUGGUCACUCUGUUUCACAGGAAAAUUCUGUAACUAAUAAUCAAAACCUUCCUGACACUAACUCCAGCAGUCAAGACAGUCUGGACAGCUUUGACAUGAGCUCCCUUUCUACUUCUCCCUGUCUACUUCUUUGCAUGACCAACAGCAGUUGAACACUGUGAGUUCGCAUCAGAGAGAGAUGAAUGCACUGUUUGAACCAAAGAUGAUUGAGCUUCAUUGUCACUAUCUCUGUGGAAAGUCUUAUAUUUUUACUACCACUACACAUGCUUGUACAUUAGUAUAUUGAUGUAUUAGUAUAUUUUAGAACAAGUAAGUUUGCUCUAUUUGUAUAGUUUUAAAAUGGAUUAGACACAUUAUUUUAUGUGGUAUAUCGAUGGUCCAUAUUGUAUGUAUUUGUGUUUUAGAUCACUCAACAUUAUUGAAAAAUGUACAGAAGGUGAAGGAGUGGACUUACCGACUGAUCCAAAUGGUUGAAGUGAUUAUUAUGUUUAAUUGAAACGGUAUACCAUCCUUACAUCAUCCACUGCCGCUAUUAAUGUAAAGUUCAGUAUGUAACUAAUUCUGCUUAGAGUGGAAGCAGUGAUACUGUAAAUCAGUAUAUGAAAUAACGUUAGUUUAAUACUUUGUUAAUUUAUGCUUAUUUACUUCAUUAUACAACAAUGUGCAUGACCCUCAGCCUCACUGGUCUUUACGUAAUAUUCUAUAAUAUGUAAGUGUGCAGAUAUACUGAUUUUAAUUAUAUUAUUUAAAGUAGAGUCUUUUAGCUACAGUAUAUGUUGUUACAAUUGUUCUGUGCUUUAAUUAAUUCUACCUGAUUUUUAUUGUAUCUCACUUUUAAAAUGUCCAAUGCCAACUUUUAACUGUAUAUGGUCACUUUUGACAAACACUUCUAUGAAAUGGUUUGAAACAUAUGCAAUACUAUACUAGUACUGCCAAUAGAAGGCUGAAGUUCA
Pangasianodon hypophthalmus (striped catfish) is the source of this 4206-nucleotide messenger RNA. It is a transcript of the gene plch2b, whose product is annotated as phospholipase C, eta 2b. NCBI's taxonomy places the organism in Eukaryota, Metazoa, Chordata, Actinopteri, Siluriformes, Pangasiidae. Gene Ontology annotation, molecular function: calcium ion binding; phosphatidylinositol-4,5-bisphosphate phospholipase C activity. The coding region runs from base 349 to 2958 and encodes 869 amino acids. The transcript has 19 exons. The record is from RefSeq and is a predicted model, not a curated record. Gene Ontology annotation, biological process: phosphatidylinositol-mediated signaling; lipid metabolic process.